This is a messenger RNA of Struthio camelus australis, 3879 nucleotides long. The record is from RefSeq and is a predicted model, not a curated record. NCBI's taxonomy places the organism in Eukaryota, Metazoa, Chordata, Aves, Struthioniformes, Struthionidae.
AUGCAUGCUUACGUAGAGGUUCGAGAUCGGGUACUUCUAAGGAAGGUUCCUUUUUAUGUAGGUAGUGAUCAAUGCCAAAGCAAACUACCCAAGUACAGAGCUGACAUUGCCAUGUGGUAUUUUUCACUCUUCCAGAACACUGGAGUUGGUAAAACUCAUGCCUUUGAGAAAAGUGUGAGGAAGAGUUCCGAGUUUUACACGUCAAUUUGCGUUGCGUUUGCCUUAGCUCUGUGUGGUGUUGAUAAUGACGCUGCUGUGGGUGAAGCUCAGUGGCAAGGGUACCGUUGUCUUUUAGUGCUACUCUGUGGUGCAAAUCACAAAACUUCAGACUUGGACUUCCAACUGAGAAGGCUGAGGCAACCGCACACGUUCUGGUCGGUCCCUGUGAAGUGCUCUCGGGGAGCAGAGGAUCUUUUCCAAAGUAUAUUGCAGCAUCCAGAUGGGACAGUCUUGAAGCAGUUGCAGCCACCGCCCCGAGGUCCCCGGGAGCAGGAGUUCUACAACAAGGUUUAUGACUCUGACUGUUGUGACAGCAUUCUUCUGGAGCUGCGGGAAUAUCUGCCAAAAUACUUCGGUGUCUGGUCACCACCUACUGCACCAAAUGAUAUGUAUCUAAAACUGGAAGACGUGACCCGUAAGUUUAAUAAGCCUUGUAUAAUGGACGUAAAAAUAGGUCAGAAAAGUUAUGACCCGUAUGCUUCAGCUGAGAAGAUACAGCAACAGGUCAGCAAGUACCCACUAAUGGAAGAGAUUGGCUUUUUGGUGCUUGGCAUGAGGGUUUACCACGUCUGUACUGACAGCUAUGAGACCCAAAACCAGCACUAUGGAAGGAGCUUGACGAAGGAAACAGUAAAAGAUGGCAUCUCAAAGUUUUUUCACAACGGGUACUGCUUGAGAAAAGAUGCUGUCGCUGCCAGCAUUCGGAGGGUUGAAAAGAUCCUGGAGUGGUUUGAGGGCCAGGAGCAACUCAACUUCUACGCUAGCUCGUUGCUGUUUGUUUAUGAAGGUUCGUGUCAGGCAACUACCGUGCGGUUGAGCGAUGUCACUUUGGCAGAGAAGAGAGUAAUGCCCAAAGGACUGUUGUCAGGAGGAGACAUACUGGAGUAUAAUAAUAAUAUUCACGUAAUAAAUUCUACAGAGAAUGGAAAAAUAGAGGCCUCUGUAAGUAAAGGCUUGUCCAAAUUUUAUGCACUUCACAAAAAGGCAUGCUCGAAGAGGCACCACGGUCAGCUCUCGCUCAAAGUUGAAAACUUGGAGCAAGACAACAUGUGGAAAAGCAGCACUUGCAUUACCCACGAGCAUCUAAAUGGAAAUGUUAUACCCCAACUGGAAAAAGUUUUCUGUCACGUGCCAGCAGAGAUCAAGGAAAGUGCAAAUGUGGAAGUCCGAAUGAUAGAUUUCGCUCACGUGUUUCCUAGCAACACGAGGGAUGAGGGCUACAUUUAUGGUCUGAAGAAUUUAAUCACAGUACUUCAAAAUAUUUUGGAUAACUAAAUUCUUUGUUAGGGUUUUUACUGGGGGCCAAUGAUAAAGAAGAGCAACAACAUGAAGAAUUUCUGCACUUGUAAUGCUGUAUAACUGGGUUUGUAUUGUUCUACUAUAUUUUAUUUGUCUUUGUACUUUUGGUAGAAGGGUUUAACUUUUUAUAAUCUCACUCAGGAAAAUAAUUGAUAGUUAAUUAAGUGUGAAAGGAUGAAGAUACUUGAGAUUAAGCAGGAUAGGUAAAUUGGUAGGAUGAAAUGUAUAUGGCUGGCUUAAAUCCAAGGAGUACAGUUAUACAAUAAGUAAGGAUUGUGUUAGUUCCCCAUAACUGCUUUAGCUUAAGUAACGUGUGCCCUCUUAGCCUUGACACUGAGCCAUAUCUCCAUUAACAGGCUAUUAGAAAACGGACUGAAAAUGAGAUCAAGUGCAGGAUUGAUGUCCUCAGUACUGCCCUCUUGUGUUUACUAUGUUCGAAUAACUGGAGUAACCCUACUUUGAGACAAAUCCUGUUUAGCUUCCGUAGUCCAACUUGGGAACCAGCCUAUGGAGAAGAGCUUCUCAAUGUAACGGGGUGAUAUUGCUGUUCUUUUAAAACUGGUGGGCGCUUCCCCUCUUUGUGGUUGUCCAUAGCCAAUGCGCAUCACAGACAAGCUACAACAUAAUUUGUGUUGAGGUGCUAAGAAAAUGCUGGACAAAAUUACCGUAACAGGCUUAAACUGCACAAAUGCUAGAGAACCUAAAGUCUCAAGAAAGAGUGGGGGUCGGGGAGGGGGGAUUGCGUGCAAGAUAUUUCAGAAGCUAAUUUGGUUUAGGAGAUUACGUCGGUCUAUUAAUGGGAUGUCUGAAGUCGUGACAAAGGAAAAUGCCUCAAUCCUUUCUGACGGCCCUUCUCCAAAAACUUACCUUGGGAAAGCAAGUGAAUGAAAAAAGGGAAACAAAGUAUUUUCAGUAAGCAUAUUGAGAUUUCCUUUAGCUGUUUGCUGCUUGUAUUAUAGCAACGAGUGUUUCAGCUGUUCACUGUGGGGGAGCACCAACUGGAAGCAAUGAGCAAGACAGGUAAAGGGCCCUUUACUGCUAAGGUCCACUUCAGCCCUGGAAAAAACAGAUGUACUUUCAGUUAUUUCAGUGGAGUUGUGGCUCUUUUCCCCAGGGCUAAAAUUGGCUCAUAUUUUUUUUACUGAUGCAUAGGCAAGCUGUGUAUUUUGAAAAUUGUCCCACCUCCUUUAUUCACCGGCAAAAUUAAGGCUUUCUUAUAGGAUAUUUGAGAUUGGGAUGACAUAGCCAAACAUUUUUUGGUGUGCCUCUUGUGUAUCCUGUGUACGUGACAGUCCUAACUUGCGUGUAUAGUCAGCGAUAUGAAAGUCACGACAAAAGUUUUGGCCUGUGAGGGGCAAGACUUCAAUGCUUUUGUUUUAUGCAAGCCUCAAGUUUUAAAAAAAUUACAAAUGAAAAACUCUGGAAUGGAUUUUAGUCAUCGGAAACGUACAUCUUUUAAAUGUGGACUUAAUGUGACAUUGUGGCCUCGCUGCUGUGUAUGAUGUUCUGCACUAUGCACUCAUUUGCGUAUGUCCUUGCAAGUUCUCGACGUGUUUUCUGUAUCGGAAAGAGAAGCAAACAUGUUUUAAAUAAAGCUGACAAAGUUCAGUUCCAUUUGAGAUCCUAGGUGAAUUGGGAAAAACAGUAUUAUGUAUACAACUACAUUGUUUAAACUUCAGAGCUAAUAUUGGAUAAUACGUUCAAGAAUCAAAACAAUCUGUUUGCAAAAUAAUACUUUUGAAGCAUGGAAAUGGAUGCUCGCAGUAGGGGCACUAUCUUUUUGCUGAAAAUCUUACGCAAGUUAUGGUGAAGGGGAAAAUACCAGGAAGGUGACAACUUUUUUCCACCUGGUAUUUCUGUUGCAACCGUACAGUUACUACCCACUAUAUUCCCAGCUGUCUGUGAACUAAUUUAAGCCAUAUUGUGGGAAAAGCUUGUGUUCUUUGUUUGCUUUAACCCUGUUUUUUCUGGUUUUGUUGCUCUAUCCUGUAAGUAGUCAACACUAGAAUAGUCUAGGCUGGUAAAGACAUAAUUAUAAAUUCACAGUCCUCCGUAGAAAAUACGGAGGAAAACAUUUAUGCAUUUGAAUUUUUGUCCUCUGUAAUUCAUCUCUUCUGGAUUUGAAUCCAUUUUGUGCCGGGGAAAUUAGGUAUCUGCCUCAAAGAAGUCAGUUAUUGGAAAAUGAUCUGUAUUCUCUUAAUAUAAGCGCAUUCUCCUGUCUCUGCUUUAAGAUAUAAAUGUCUUCAGUGUUUGAAUGCUCUUUAAGUAUUGAUUGUCGUGUUGACUAUGGCAGUGUUUGUAAUGCACCUGGAAUAUUGUUAAAUUGUCAGAAUAUUUUGAAUAAAAAAUAAAAUAAUUUUA